This is a messenger RNA of Labeo rohita (rohu), 5381 nucleotides long. RefSeq names its product centrosomal protein of 95 kDa-like. Bases 190 to 2508 code for a protein of 772 amino acids. Gene Ontology annotation, cellular component: centrosome; spindle pole. The record is from RefSeq and is a predicted model, not a curated record. The transcript is spliced from 20 exons. NCBI's taxonomy places the organism in Eukaryota, Metazoa, Chordata, Actinopteri, Cypriniformes, Cyprinidae.
UUAGGCAAUCCACAUACGUCACUAGAAUCUUAGCCAAUACUAGCACGAUAAGCUUUUAAACCGCAGUAGCUGUUCAAGUUUUUAAAACAUUAUUAUCUCUGUUUGAGUUUCUGUUUCAUCGACUGAAGGGGUUCAAGUUAGUAAACUGUGAUUUAAAGCUGUGUUGUUUUUAAACGUAAAAUCUGCUCGAUGGGACCCGAAGAAAGGGAUUGGGUGGACGUGGCAAACAAUGUGUUGUUGAAAUGUCACAUUAACUUGAGGCUGGAAAGGAUCUCGGAGUGUGACGCAAAUGUGUUUGUGGCUUUGUAUGAGGCGAUCUUGGGAGAAAAAGUACCAGAUUAUGUAGUUGCUGAGCGUCAGGAAGAUGACAUCCACAAUGUGCAAUCUGUAAUUGACUCAUUGGCCUUAGACUACCUUCAGAUUAGUUUAUCUCACAUCACAGGUGAGAAUAUAGUGAGAGGAGAAAAAGAAUCUAUCAGAAACCUGUUGGAGAUUUUUGAUGGUCUGCUGGACUACCUCAUUGAGCAGCAGAGUGACGAGGAGCCCCAGCAUAAAGGGCUCAGUGGAAAGACCAGUGCUGCCAAUGCAUCUUAUCAGCAUCGAAAUCAGGACACAGACAAGAUGCAGUGUCAUCUCUUAACCAUUCAUUCUGCACUCCAGUCCAGUGAACAUUCCCUCCAUUCCUGGGAUGGAAAUGAAUUAAAGUCAACAGAGCUCAUCCGACUGGGGGAUUCUGCUCACAUGUUCAUGGCCAAACAAAAAGUAGUGUUGGCUGCUGUCCUUCCUCAAGUGGAAACCGUAGAAGACACAUUGAGUACCACCCUCCUGAAAGAACCUCUCUGGCCUGCCAUUCCUCUCCAGUCUCCCUACCAGACCACCACCCAGAGAUCCCUUCCCUCUGCUGACGAUGCUCCAUUUUCUGAAGACCAGACCAUACAGAAAUCAGAAAAUGUAUGUUACGAGAUUGUCUCAUCUGAUGGGUUUCAAAUCAAUAAGAAGUUGAACGUUCCUGUUACCAGUAAUUUCCUUGUGGAAACUGAGAAGUUUGAAUUAUGUCAAAGUGGAGUCGAUUCAGAAGAAUCUGAGCAUCAGGGAAAGGUGGACUUAACAGUUCCAAGGCAGAUUGUGUCCUGUACCCAGCCAGAUGGAUACAGAAAGGUAGAGGAAAAAGAAGAGAGAGAAGAAGAGCAAACUAACAGAUCACCAGGAAUUCAUGUCAUCCAUAGAGACAGGAGACAAGGUGUUGGGUUAAGCAGUAUAGACAGUUCUUUGUCUUUGCGUAGCCAGAAGAAUAAGGAGGCAGAGCAAGAACUACAUGAUAUGUCAGAAAAACUAUCUCGUCGUCUGGAGGAACUUGAUCUGAUGUUGAAGCGUGCUCUAAAUGAAAUUGGGGAGAUGUGUGAGCCAGGAGAGGAAGAUAAACAGUCUCAUCAUAGCGACAGCAUCAUGGAGUGUGUCAUUAAUAUGUCAAGUUCAUGUCAUUCCAGAGCUCAUACACACUCAUUGCCCCCCUUCCCUUCACCUGCACAGCACUCUAACCAGCAAGAUGUUCUAAUCAAAGACUCAUACAAUGCCAGUCACAGCCAGCAACCGCUCAGAAACACCCAGUUCACAGACUCAAUCUGUAAAGAUAGACUAGAGCCAUUAGUACUGCAGGAGCAAGCAGAUAUGACCGCUGAGAGACCCCAUGCUCAGAAAAUGGAGCCUGAAUACCACCAGGCAGUGUGUAGAGAAGCUCCUUCUGUUCACAGAUCCUGCACCAAGUCACCUUUCUCUCGAACCUCUGGAGCUAAACUCCAACAGACAGUCAGAAGAGAGACACAUUUGUUAAGAGUGAAGGACAACAAUCUUCUUCCCAUUCUGCUGGAAGAGUUUCCACAGGUGCAACUGUCUCCUCACACUUUGUCCCGCAUGUGGAAACAGCAACUCCAUCAGAUUGACCAGCUCAGCUCCUCCCAAAAUCAGAACAGGCAGACACAGUCCAAACUUUUAAAACAACUAGAAGAUGCUCAGAAAAGACAUGACAUGCUGGUGCAGAUAAUCCACAAAGAAAAGGAACACAACCGUCGCCUGAGAGAGUUCAGGGAGAGGAUCCAACAGCAGAAGUCAGCUCAGAAUAAGCUUAGAGAACAGAGACAACAGGUUGCUCGUGCUAAAAAAUAUUACAGCAUCUAUCAUACUCAGCUACGUUCCAGACUGAUGCAAGCAAAGACACAAGAAGAGCAAAAGCUCAAGCAGAUCUUUGAAGAAGGAUUGGAACUACAGAAGGCUCAUUUGAGAGAGCAGCGUGCAUAUACUAAAGAACUGCGUCAGGAGAAUUACCGCAAAUACAAAGAUGAGAUUGAGGCCAUGGAGAGCUACUACAGAGACCAGGGUGGUUCAAGGGAAGACAGGAUGCAUCUGUUGGUCACUUCAUUUUGGCCGUCCCAAGAUUUUGGAUCCAGUGUCUCCUCUAGACGCGUCUUAUUGGAAGAUUCCAGUCAGACCAGACAUACUUUCUCAUUAUAGAAUGGCUUGCACAGUUGAGAAGUUGUUGUUGUUGUUGUUGUUAUUUUCUUGUUUGUUUGUUUGUUUGUUUGUUUGUUUUGCAUUUUUGAGAUAAUUGGAUUGGAUUGUCACAUUUUUGAGAGUGACAGGAUCAGGACAGGAAGGUCCACAAGGUGGGAUUCGGACUUCGGACCCACCGAAGCGCAAAUGCGCCAUAUGUUUACGCGCUUCCCACGAUGCUAUCGAUGCUGAUGGAAAAAGUUGUCUUCUAAUAAGCAGGGCUUGAAUUGAGGGAGGAUGGCAUUCCCCUGUUGAAAAAAUUGACAAAAAGCAUCUACUCUGUAAAACCAUCAUCCCCCCCUUACCAUCCCCUUCAGAUUCCUAAUGAAAUAUAAAAAUUAUCUGCGUAUUUACAAACUAAUAAUGGUGAUUGGCUAGACAGAUAUAUUAUAAGGACAAUAUUGUAAGGAGCUGCACACAAGCUCAAACAAGUUUUCCCCAUUUUCAAGCUUGACUUUUGACGUAUUUAAACGGGUGGUUUCUUCAUUAGGGUGAUAGGGCGACGCACCACCAAAGUGUGAAAGAGAGGGAUUUUUUUUAAUAUCACAUUCUACCACAGUGUUACGCUGCUUGUCACUGUUCUACACUGUUCUGCUUCUGGAUAUAUACUCCAAUAAGUGCCAAGUCACAUAUGGAGUACUGGAGAGCAUUAUGUGGAGAGCUGCCCUUUAGAUCACCAUAUUCAACAAGUUCAUAAUGUUUUUAUUAGCUUUUUUCUUUUUCUUUUUGUUAUACUGGGAUAAAUCAUACUGGGAUGUAUGCUAAAAUUGUUGGCCCUAGAAAUAGGUAGAACGUAUUAUAUUUCCUUGAGAAUUUAAAGACAUUCCCCUGACAUAAUGUUUUGCUGUACGCGUGACAUACUUGAUAAUGCCAUCUCUCAUUGUCUAUCUGUCACUGACUUUGCAAAAUGCAAACAAAAACAGUCUUGAGACAAACUCUAAAGUCUUAAGCUAAAAGUAAGGGCGGAGUUGACCUCGUUGCUAUGGAUCAUGUCAGCAUGCUUAGUAACUAUGCACACAGUGAUUGGCUAAUGGGGAAGGGUCUCAUAUUCAUAGAAAUACUGAGUGCGAUAUUAUGUUGCCAUAUUUAAAUAAAGGUUUGAAAAUAAAAAUGUUACCAUGUUUAAAUAAAAAUUUUAAAAUGCAGGCUAAGUGUCACAAAUUAAACAAGUAUAUGCUCAGCUAAUUGUCAGUCUUUUACCUGUGUGCUUCUCGUAAACAAUUAGCAGAUAUGCAUAUAAACAUCCUUUUAAUUAACAGAGUAGAAUAACCACGCAAGAACAGCUGUUACUACUUACCCAACUUGUUAAUGAAAACAAAUAUAUAAUCAAAGGACAAUUUGGAGUGGGGAUAACCUCCGAAAACCAAAAAAGAUGCAUGGGAAAACGUGCAAAUAAGUGCAGCUUUUUUCUAAAAUGUUUAUGUUCCAAAGCAGAUUGCCACAACAGCCAUUUUAGCCCUGCUAAAAAAAACAGUAGAAACAGUCACAGAGUUUAUAAUGGUUUUACUGGUUAUAAUGUUAAAUGUACUGGUUUUAAUGGUAACUGUAAUAGUCUCUGUUGAUCUCCACAGGAAAUUGGUAGCCUUUUAUUGUUGGCUUGUCAAAACCACUAAAUCCUAAUAGAACAUCUCCCAAAACACACUACAGGAAACCCUUUUUUAAUAGUUAAAAAUUGGUGGUUUUGUUACUUGGUGUGUCCUUUUAUUUUACACCUUUAACCCUAUGAUUAUUCAGGUAGGGUAAGGAUAGUCAAAUCUAACCUAAACCAUAAAGUACUCACCCGCCCACAGGUCGAAGUCUUUCAGGAAUGACGUAGAAGACUCUUUGUGGUUGUUCUUGUUUGAGGCUCAGUUUGUAGUUAUAAGUAAAAACUCAAAGGAGGCACCAAUAAACUCAAAGGUCGCAACAAUAAAAUCUCUUUAUUUUAUUGGUUAUAAUACAAAGCAGUUAAAGGAAAAAUAAAACAAAAAAUCCUUGUGGUUUUAAACUUUCUCUUUACCCCUGUGUACCCUUUCAGUAAUCUUUGUGGUUAGUUGCAAACAUUAAGUUAAUGUGUUCUACAGUAUACACGCAGGAAGUCAUGCACUUUUAGCUCUACAUCAAUAUCAUUUGAAGAGGCAUAUAUUUCUCAAUAUAUCUCAUUAAAAUGAGAAGCAGAGUAGGCCUCCAAAUCAGCAUUUUUUUUUUUUUUUGGAUGUGUUAAUUGCCCAUUUAUUGUCUCUUUUUUUUCGAUUAACCCCAAACUCAGGCCUGGCGAGUCACUCUCCUGCAGAGUUUAGCUAGACCUUGAUUAGCUGGUUCAGUUGUGCUUAAUUGGGGUUGAAGCUAAUGCCAUCAGGAAGAUGGCCCUCCAGGACCGAGUUUGGACACCCCUGUAUUAACCGCAUCCUUGUUGUCUUCUGUCUGCCUUUAGCUAUGCUGGUGUAAAUUUCUUGUGCCAUUUUUCAUUUUUUCAUUACUUAUGUCAUAUAUCUUGUGCAUCAGCCCAUUUAUUACAAUUCUUGUAAUCAAUAAGUUAAAUUACAUUUUUUGUUGUUGUUGCUUCUCUCAUAAACUAAAUGGAGUGUUUUCUUUUGGAAAUACUUUGCUCUUUUUGACAGCGAUGUGUUGCUGUUUCUUUAAACCCUGUCAGUGAAGAUCUAGGCUGUAAAAACCACAUCAUAAGACACAAGAUUCAAUCGGAUCGCUAAUUAUCCACAUGGGUCACUGAUCCUUGGACCCUGAUGAUUACUGUUUAGGGCUGCGUUGUCAUUUUCACUUAUUUAGUGCUUUGAUUCAAAUUAUGUUGGCCCUGUAUUGUAGUUUAUACAAUGUGUCAAGUACUUUUUGUCCUG